GUUGAGGUCAAUCGGUACUUUGUCUUUAUUAUAGGAGUCCACGCCUCAGAUUACAGUAUACGUCAAGAAAAUGGGAAGAGCACCCUGCUGUGAAAAGGUGGGUCUGAAGAGGGGAAGAUGGACUGCAGAAGAAGAUCAAAUCCUCACCAAUUACAUUCAAGCUAAUGGAGAAGGCUCUUGGAGGUCUUUACCCAAGAAUGCAGGGUUACUGAGGUGUGGAAAGAGUUGCAGAUUGCGAUGGAUUAACUACUUGAGACCCGACUUGAAGAGAGGCAGCAUGUCUUCCGAAGAGGAAGAAAUUAUCGUUAAAUUGCACGCCUCUUUGGGUAACAGGUGGUCCCUAAUUGCAGGACACUUGCCAGGUAGAACAGACAAUGAGAUAAAGAACUACUGGAAUUCCCAUUUAAGCAGAAAAAUUUACAGUUUCCGGCAAACAUAUCCCAAUUUUACAUCACCGGCCAAGGCACAGGGGGUGGCAAACAAGCGAAGAGGUGGUCGAACGAGUCGAUCAACCAAUGUUUCGAAAUCAUCGGAACAAGUGAAAGAAAUCGAUGUCGGAAAUGCAGCAGUGGCAAUGACAAGUUCAGAGAAAGAAGCCUUGUCCAGUACAAUUUCCUGGACGGAAAUUUCCGCCGUAGAGGAAGUAAUGGAAACCAUAGAUACGCCGCCGAAUAACGAGGGAAUGGGAAUGUUGCACCUUGAUGACAUUAUAGUGGAUUCAAAUCGGAUUUCAACUUCAGAUCAUGAGGAGAGAGGAGAAGGAAUUAUCACCGACGGAAUAUUGCCGACGGAUAAUUUGGGAUUCUCGAGUGGGGAGAAUGGAUUUGAAUGGGAUUGGGAAAGUGAUGAUGCCAUUACUGGUGGAAAUGAGGUAUGGGGACUAGAAGAAAAUACGUUUUCUUGGCUUUGGGAUAGUAAUGGCUAAUGAGAGUGGAGAAAGAGAUCGUGAUGAUGAAUGUGGACUUCAAAUGGACAUGAAUGACAAGCAUUAAACAAGUGUUACUUGGCUUAAGAGUUUUACUUAUCUUUCUUUUCUUUUCCUUUCUUUUUUUCAUUUUAUUUCAUUUUAUUUUUUUGAUGGUUGGUUAAUCUUCUUGUAAUAAUGUGUCAAGUACUCGUGCUCGUAAACUGAAGUUUAGUUAUAUAUAUUGAAGGGUUUCAAUAAUUA
Olea europaea var. sylvestris is the source of this 1168-nucleotide messenger RNA. RefSeq names its product transcription factor MYB8-like. The record is from RefSeq and is a predicted model, not a curated record. The transcript has 3 exons. NCBI's taxonomy places the organism in Eukaryota, Viridiplantae, Streptophyta, Magnoliopsida, Lamiales, Oleaceae. The coding region runs from base 71 to 925 and encodes 284 amino acids.